AUGGAAUCGUUGAAUGAAUAUGUUUUAUAAUUUAUUGAAUAAUAACGAUGCCAUCGCCAUCCAUUAGAGAAGGCAAAAAUGAUUAAAUUGAAAUGCAAUUUCCGUGAUUCAUUUAUUUGCACUUAAUGUAUAGAGAUUGAUAGUCAUCUAUAAAUGAUGUCUAUAAAGCGUGCUUCAGAUUUAUUAACAAAUUUCAUUAUGUUUGAAUGGAAAUAACCUUAACAAAAAACUCAGUAAAUAAAAGAUAAAUUACAAUAAUUUACAGAUAUUUUCAAUAAUCUGUUACAAUAAUUGGAGACUCAAAUUAAUGAAAGAGAUUAAAAAACAUAGAAUUUAUAAAAGAAUUAUUUCUAGAAAUUGAAUGAAAUUGAAAGAUUAAUUAGACAUCUUACAAGUGAUAUCAAAAUAGAGACAAAAAUAAAAGAUGUGAAUCAAAUGGAUAGGUAAAUAUAAUUAUCUGAUAAUCUCAAAUCUUCACUUCUUUUAUUAUUGUAAAAUGAUGAAUUGCUAUCAACAUGCAGUUAAAAAGAACACUUAAUUUUUAAUUAAAGAUUAGAAAAGAGACUAAGUAUGUUAGAUGAAACACUCUAAGAUAUGACUUCAUAGAUACAAUAAUAAAUGGAUGAAUUCAAUUAAAACAUGUAAAAUAUUUCAAUGUCUCGUAAACUAUCUAAUGCUGAACCUUUUAUGGGGACUUAAUCAAUUUUAGCAUCUCCAGCAAUGAAUGUUAGUCCAAGUCAAAGAUAGUUAUUUUUAUCUACCUUUAGUAGUCAAUUAUCUAAGACAUUUCUCAAUCCAUUUACAUUUAAAUAAGUGCAUUCUUAAUUCAAAUUAAUCAGUCCAACUAGAUUACUUAUACCUCCAAAUACAGGCAAUAAAACUAAUAAAACCAGAUUAGCUUUGAUAGGACCUCGUUUAUAAGAAGGACCUCUUAAACCACCAAAAUCAAUAACAUUUAGUAUUUAACAAUAAAUAUUAUAAACAUUUUAAAUAGGAGUAUGUGAAACAGGAUCUGUUGAAUUAGAUCCUACAAAACCUCACAAAUUAUUUUUGGCUUCCAAAUUCCCCUUUUUUAAUAGGGGUGAUUAACUUACUUUAACAGUUAAUCCUGCCACUGGAUUAAUCUAAUUAGUGAAAAAUAAAGCAUAUAAUCAACCUGUUUAAGCUGAAUUAUAAAUUGAUUGUUGGACUAAUAUGGUCUUUGUUGUGGCAUCUGCAGAUUGUGGAGGUUCAGGAGAGAUUCAUAUCAUUUAUGAUGAAUGAG
This is a messenger RNA of Paramecium pentaurelia, 1264 nucleotides long. The record is from the annotation of a GenBank genome assembly. Lineage: Eukaryota; Ciliophora; Oligohymenophorea; Peniculida; Parameciidae.